UGCGUAGUCGGGUUACGCAGGACGAAACAGGGAUGCAGCGAGACAAAACAAGCAACGCCGGUGGGGCUGAAAAGCCCGACCGGGAGGCAGCCAUAAUGUCGAAGUACUACGACGGUGUUGAGUUUCCUUUCUGUGACGAGUUCUCAAAGUACGAAAAAAUGGCCAAAAUUGGCCAGGGGACGUUUGGGGAGGUUUUCAAAGCAAAGCACAGACAAACUGGGAAGAAGGUCGCACUGAAGAAAGUUCUCAUGGAAAAUGAGAAAGAAGGGUUUCCAAUCACAGCUUUAAGAGAGAUCAAGAUCCUGCAGCUGCUCAAACAUGAGAAUGUGGUGAAUCUGAUAGAGAUUUGCAGAACUAAAGCUACUCAGUUCAACAGAUACAAGGGCAGCAUCUACCUGGUGUUUGAUUUCUGUGAGCAUGAUUUGGCUGGGCUGCUGAGCAAUGCCAAUGUAAAGUUCACUUUGGCAGAGAUCAAGAAGGUCAUGCAGAUGCUUCUCAAUGGACUAUACUAUAUCCACAGAAACAAGAUCCUCCACAGAGACAUGAAAGCAGCCAAUGUGCUCAUCACCAGAGAUGGCGUCUUAAAGCUGGCAGACUUUGGUUUAGCACGAGCCUUCAGUCUGGCAAAAAACAGCCAGGGGAACCGCUACACCAACAGAGUUGUCACACUCUGGUACAGGCCUCCAGAGCUGCUGCUAGGUGAACGGGACUACGGCCCCCCUAUUGACCUCUGGGGUGCAGGCUGCAUUAUGGCAGAGAUGUGGACCAGAAGUCCCAUCAUGCAAGGCAACACAGAGCAGCAUCAGCUCACUCUGAUCAGCCAGCUCUGUGGGUCCAUCACUGCUGAGGUGUGGCCUGGUGUGGAUAAGAAGUAUGAGCUUUACCAGAAGAUGGAGCUGCCCAAAGGCCAAAAGAGGAAAGUGAAGGACCGUCUGAAAGCCUAUGUUAAAGACCCGUAUGCCCUGGACCUCAUCGAUAAGCUACUGGUCCUGGACCCGGCACAACGAAUAGACAGUGAUGAUGCACUAAACCACGACUUCUUUUGGUCUGACCCCAUGCCAUCAGACCUGAAGAACAUGCUGUCCACGCACAACACCUCCAUGUUUGAAUAUCUGGCCCCACCUAGGCGGAGGGGCCACAUGCCCCAGCAGCAGCCCAACCAGAACAGGAACCCAGCCACCACCAGUCAGACUGAGUUUGACCGAGUGUUUUAGAUCACAACAAAUGUGGCUGGUUGGACCAUGUUUUUGGUGAACGUUGCCGGGAGGUGCCUCAACUUUUCCUUUUUUGUUUGAAGACACAAGAUAUUGGGGAUUGGCAGGUGAUUAUUGUAAUGUCUGGAGAAACUAGAGUCAUGGAAAGCCAGCCUGUUAAUAUUCCAUUGUUCAGCUGUAUAUGCAGUUUUUUUGCUUUCAGGGGCACCUUGACUACAGAGGCCUCUUAGUUUGAAUUUUGAUAAACAUGUAAGUAUUACUGUAAAGUAUUGGUGUAUAUUGUUCACAUUUGUUUUAUCUACCUUUUUGUACAAAAAAGACUUUUACAAGCAGCAUCGUUCAUCGGGUUUGUUUUAGAAAAGGGACAGAGCAAGUUUUAUUUAAAUAUUUUUGCAUUGUUAAUGGAACAUAAAAAGAAUAUAGCUGAGUUAAUGUGAUGGCAUCCUCUGGAUAUUUGACUACUACAGUGUUAAAGUAACUAUUCAGAGAACUAAAGGCUAGUUUAUAUUUGAGAAAAGGUCCAAUCAAGUGUGAUGGAGAAUAUGUAUGUACAAACAGACAGUAAACAUUGAAGACUGACUGUAUAAAACCUACUUUACUAAAGCUUUACAUGAUGCACUGCAAAAAAAUAAACAUUUAAAGGAG
Molecule: messenger RNA, 1859 nt
Organism: Sphaeramia orbicularis (orbiculate cardinalfish)
Lineage: Eukaryota; Metazoa; Chordata; Actinopteri; Kurtiformes; Apogonidae
Gene: cdk9
Product: cyclin-dependent kinase 9 (CDC2-related kinase)
Exons: 8
Coding region: 33-1214 (393 amino acids)
Biological process (GO): protein phosphorylation
Cellular component (GO): nucleus
Molecular function (GO): cyclin-dependent protein serine/threonine kinase activity; ATP binding; RNA polymerase II CTD heptapeptide repeat kinase activity
Source: RefSeq, a predicted model, not a curated record